AUGAAGGAGGCAUUGCGAGUCCUUGGCUAUGAAGAGGAUGAGGAGGUAGGAGAGGCCUUCAUGAUGCUGACUAGCACUCAGCUGACGAGCGCGGGACUGAAUGUGCGCGAAGCCAAUGCAAUCCUGGCAAAGGCAGCCCCUCCCACAGACCAGAUGCGCACAGUCAUUCGCGAGGAGCUGGUGCGUCACGACGAAAGCCAAAGCAAGAGCAACAAGAGCUUCUCAGAAGUGGGUUCGUCCGAGGUUGACUCGCUUCUGGUAGAGCUAAACCUCAAUGAAGUGGACGGGAACGCAGUAGAGCCCAUCAUUGUCCCAGCAGAUGCGCCGCAGCCCGGCAGUUUUGCCUAUGAGAAUUAUCCGGAUGAAAACACCGGCACUCCGUUCCUGCUGGCGCACCAUCAGAAGGAGCUGGAACGGCAUGACGUGCACUUCGGACGCAACGAUUUCAAAAUGUACGACAUACACAGCGAAAGGAAGAUGUACGGCAUUACAGCGCGCUCAGGUCAGAGGUACAACGGCUCGUUGGAUGGCUGCGCUGCACCCUAUGGGCUGAUGGCCAGCUCAGCGGGCUUGCACAGCAGACUGGCCUACAAGCACAAGCAGAAUGAAGCCCAGAAACAGAUAUAUCGUGACAAGCAUUCUGAUCAUUACCAGAUCCGCGGCGACGAGGUGUACGUGUGGACAGACCUGACCGCAGCACAGGCAUACUUCAAGCAGGCGGAGUUGCUGAAGAGCCUGCCCACGCACCUGCCAAAUCGCCAGCUCAAAAUGGAGGCCAUCCCUGAAGAACUGCAGGUGCCGCUCAAGAAGAUGCGCACCUUGCGCACGCGGUCAGGAGUUGUCGAGCAGCUGAGCUCAGUGUUACCGUGCCUGCCACCCUCAGAGAGGCUCAGCGGCGCCUACGACAUCAUUAACACAUGGGUUUCUGCUGCAGCGGCAGCCGCACCUCUGCCUUAG
Messenger RNA from Coccomyxa subellipsoidea C-169, 957 nucleotides. RefSeq lists its product as hypothetical. NCBI's taxonomy places the organism in Eukaryota, Viridiplantae, Chlorophyta, Trebouxiophyceae, Coccomyxaceae. The transcript is spliced from 3 exons. The coding region runs from base 1 to 957 and encodes 318 amino acids. The record is from RefSeq and is a predicted model, not a curated record.